This is a messenger RNA of Styela clava, 2992 nucleotides long. RefSeq names its product C-type lectin domain family 4 member M-like. NCBI's taxonomy places the organism in Eukaryota, Metazoa, Chordata, Ascidiacea, Stolidobranchia, Styelidae. The record is from RefSeq and is a predicted model, not a curated record.
UCUAUAAACUAUAUAUUUAUAUAUGGUUUGUAGACUGCACGUCAAUGGUUGGAAAAGUUUUGUGGUCAGCUGAUCGUUGGUCAAAUAACCUUACCAGGUUUGAGAUUCAGGUUAAAAUAUUUUGUUUCGUCAUGCAUGAAACAUUGUCAACAAAUAAUAAUAAUAAAUUAAAAUAAAUCAAAAACACACAAUGUUUCGCAAUCGACGAGGAGUCGCGAAAGACUAUUGAGUCAUCGUGUCAGUGACACCUAUAUGCUCGAUUACAGCAACAUACAUAGAAAAAGAAUUGGGUUUAACACAUACACAUUUUAACACAUUAAAGUCAGUGAUUAUAUUCUGACGUAUGAACUGUUUUAUCAUUUAGCAGGUUGUUAGUCAGCAUUACUAACGCCUACCUAAGUUAUAUUAAUUCAUGAUAAAAUACUUUGAUUUACCUUUCUAGUACGUAGCAUUUAAGUAUCUUGGAAUUAGAGGAUACAGUUACAUGCAAAGUGGCGACCUACACCGAUUGUUUUCACAGUACUCAGUAAUGAAUUUCUUUUUCAGGUAGUUGAUCAAAUCACGGGUUCGUGCUAAUAUUGAAUAUAAUUACGUUCAAUGGAUUUUCCACUGGAACGUUUUUGAAUGAAAGUUGUCACACACACAAUUAUCGAGAAAUAAUUUUUAUUCGUAUAAUAAUUCUAGAUGGCCAUCUCUACAAUGCAACCGCUGCAUACAUACAUACAAGUUUUCACCGAUGCAUGUUUGUAGCGCACCAACAAUGGUGCCACCUAUAUCUUAUUAACACAACCAACAGUUUUCAAAUUGCUUUGAACGACGAAAACCGUACAACAACAUUUUUUUCGACCGUUUUUGCAGAAAAUUAAUUACAAAUAUAGUCCGUUGGGAAUGGCAUUAUUAUCUGAAACAACGUAAGAUAAAACUGCGAGCAAAAGAAGCAACCACAAAAGCACUGUCGUCGCAGUCUUUAAACUUUUAUGAACUGAUUAGAGUCGAAUACACGGAAGAAUGAAAAUGAACGGUGGCUUUGUGACAUCACAUAGUAUAAUCGCCGGACAAAAAAAUGCAGUGUGCCAUGAGAACUCUCCAUUGUUCUCCACAGUUCAAGAGUUCUAAACUAAGAAAGGAAUCAUUGGUGAGUUGGUUAUCCGGAAACAUGACGCGGGCUGUAAACGCGACCAAGCAAAUGCCACUAAGAGUGCAAUCGCAUUCUAUUUGUAUCUGGCACUUCUUUCUGUAUUUACCAUAAUUACUGUUUUAUCUUAUAUAUAUAUAGCUUAUUAAUUGUUCCGCGAGCGGCUAUAGAAACACUCAUGCAUGAGAGAAAAUAAUAAUUGCCCCUUAAGAGUUUAAGUAAGGGUGAUAUUUUGCUUCUCUGAACUGCGUGGAUGCUUUGAAUUAUAUUCAAUCGCACUGUGCGUUCUCCUCUUUUGCCCCUUUCUUCAUAAAGACGCGACAACCGGUUAAAUCUAUUGUCUUGAUGAUCUAUAUAUCACGAAACCGUCACGAAAUUCGGUAUUUGAACUGAAGUCUAUAGAAAGUAAUAUAGUGUUUAGCCGUUAUGCAUAUCUUAGUAAUCUUAGUCCUAAUUGUUUCACAAUCUGCCUUAUUUCCCUGUCUCCAAUGCGGUGUUAAUUAUAAAAAAUCGACAUCGCGAUUAAAUCUAACUCUUAGCAUAAAUUUCGAGCCUGCGUCUCUCUACAACAAAACAACUGUCGAACCGGAGCCUUUUGCACCUGUGCAAGCAACCAAGCCUACAUACAAGCUUUCUCUAUGUCCAAGAUGUAUUCAGCAACCUUGCAUAUUCGACAUGAAAAUCGUGGAAGAUUACAAAAAACAAAUAGCGGAUAUCGAAAGACGUCUAAGUCACCUUGAAGCCGGAGGAAUAGUGUUUGGUGAUUGUUGGUACUGGUUCAGCAGCUAUACAAUGAAUUGGGAUGCUGCAAAGGGGGAAUGUGAAAGCAAAGGUGCAAGACUUGCAACAGUUGGAGUUCGGGAUAACAACAUACGGUAUCACCUCGAAGGUAUCAUAAAAGAUCGUGGUGGUGGAUUUUAUUGGAUUGGUCUGAGUGAUAGAUGGAAUGAAAGUACCUGGAAAUGGUCUGACGGAAUUUUUUCUACCGGAUCGAAUACAUCAUGGAGGAAAGGAGAGCCGAACAACCACGGAGUAAAAGGAGAAGAUUGUGGAGCAUUGGAAACUGGGCUCAUUGACCAUUCCUGUGGAACGAUGUUCCGGGCAAUUUGCGAGAAAGAUAUUGUGUAAUUUAAAUUGGCAAUAAACCUCGCACGACGUUUUGUAGAUGCGAAUUGCUGUAUUUGAUGUAAUUUUUUUUGUUUUUAAUUUCUUUUUAGUUGUGUUUAUUAAAUGUGUCAGUAAAUUAUCCAAAGAUUUCACGACAGAGUAGAUAUUCCCUUUUAACCAAUUUAUAUUAUAUUAUAUUGGUGUUUAUAUAAUGGUGUAUAUCACUACAUGAUAUCAUCUUUAUUGUUGUUUGUAAUAUGCAUGAAUAUAACAUUAUACCCAGUUGGAUAAUCGGUAUCAAAUAUAUUUAUAAAUCUGUAAGGUCCACCAACUGGACCUACGCUUGUCUGCCUAUUUGUUUCCCGUUAUUGAAUACGCUGCCCGAUGACCGGGGUGUAUCUGGAAAUAACUACUCGUGUUCUUAUGUCACAGUUAGCUUAGCGGUCAUAGCAGGAGUAAAUGUUCUGUGGCAAAAGCUCGUGUCUAUGUAGACCCUCAGGCAUGCGAGUUACGUAGGAUUUACUGUCGGAAAAGACACGUGUUUUGUGGCUUGUGCAAUGGCAAUAAAAAGCUCAUAUUGUAGUAAAAGUCCUUGUAAUUUGUUUCCUCACUGAUCAUGCAAAUAAAAUUAAGAAUUAACCUUUGGGAGUAAAAUAUUCCAAUGCCUUAGAACUCCACUUGUUUUGUCUUCUAAGUCAUAGGUUUUUAAAGUGCUCCGUACGGAGCCCCAGGGCUCCGCGAGAGAAACCC